Haplochromis burtoni (Burton's mouthbrooder) is the source of this 6382-nucleotide messenger RNA. RefSeq names its product platelet binding protein GspB. The coding region runs from base 26 to 5578 and encodes 1850 amino acids. Lineage: Eukaryota; Metazoa; Chordata; Actinopteri; Cichliformes; Cichlidae. The transcript has 5 exons. The record is from RefSeq and is a predicted model, not a curated record.
GGCUUACUUAACCGGUUAAAAUAGGAUGUCAACAAGUGACGCAGGAGAGCUCAGAGUUGUAGGAGGAGAGACAGCUACGCCUCUGUACGGGACACCACCAGCAGCAGCAGCAACAAGGACACGGGCUACAACUGCAAGAGAACAACAAGAUGAAACAUUUGGUGAAACGUUUAAGCAGGAGGAACGCCAUGGUGACAAACGCCCAGCUGAGCAGUUCUCUCACCAAUCAGCAAUCACACAGAAGGAAACACACAAAGCACUAAGAAAGGACCAAACUUCUUCCUGUGGUGAUGCAGAUAUCCAGUUCCAGCAGUCCAGCUUCACCUCCUGCCACGUCCUCAGACUCUCCACUAAUCCAGGCAUAAAACACAGCAAGAGUUUAUACAGAUUGAUUGAACCACAGCGAGUUGAGAUCAAGGACAGCAGUUUUCAGAUUAAUGGAAGAACGUCUGCAUCACAAACCUCUAUAGAGGCACCCAGCAUCUAUCGAUUGUCAGAGGUAAUACCAUUUCCAGCCAAGGAGAAAGACAAGGUCAUCACUGCUGAUUGCAAUGAACUGGAGAUUACCAGGGACUUGAGCAGAACUCAGGCUUGUUCAAAUAGUGACUUUGGGACACAUAAGCUUAAUGCCUUGCACAGACUUCCAUUUGGAUCACAACCAAGGACUUACACUGGAUCUCUAACUCGAGCUGAGUCAGAGGGAAAUAUACAGGACCGUACAAAAGGCCUUGCAGACCGUCUUCAGGAAUUAGCUGACCCGCCCAGAACUAUGUUGUCUUCCUCCAUGGUCACGGUUCUCGCUCCUCACUGGAGUGGCCGACUGCGACGUUCCAAAAGAUUUGAUGGAACCGGCAGCUCUGAAGCCCAGGGAAAUACGCAAGAUGUGACAGGUGCUGCAGCAAACCGUGGUUUUCAGCAGACUCGGAGCCAACAUGGUGUGGAGAGGGGGUUUACAGGUGGACUGGGAACCCAACUGAGGCCUCCAUUUUCAGAUCUCAGGAGGAACACAGUGGACUGGUCAACUAAAAGUGAUCCUUUGAGCUUGGAAUCUAAAAGGGAAAUGAUUAAAACUGUUUCUUUGGACGUGAACUCUGGAAGGAUGGACAAUAGAAAAAUAGACAGAGGUUCUUUAAGCACUUUAGCUACCAGUGCCUCUGUAUCGCAGAGCCAAAAUGAACAAAGGCAAAAUCCACAAACUGUCCAUCAAGGUGGACACUCAUCUUCAAGCUCCAAACCAACAACCAGCAACGUACUUCUUUCUUUAAGGAGAGGCAACAUCGGUGGCAAGAAUCUCUCACAGAGCUUUCUCAAUAAUAAUGAACAAGAGAGGCCAAAGCCGCUCCUCUCUCCAUCAUCUAUUUCUUACAGGACAACUGAAACUAGCCCUGUCCUUUCCCCAUCACCCUCCAGCCUGAGAGAGCAGAGCACCUCUGACAGGUUCAUCUUUGCACCUUUACCAGUGGACAAAAAUGCAGACGGCAAACCCUUUGUCCAACAGUCUCUGACAAUAAAUAGGAUUCAGUCCAGUCUCACAUCCUCACAGACAUUUUUAGGUAAAGGACCAUCAGAAAGUCAACAGAACUACAGGGACAGAAGUAAAACUCUAUUUUCAGAGACCCCAGUCUCCUUGUCCAGACAGCCCCCAUUUGACUCUUCUGCCCAAGUGAAAACCCAGUCCUUUCCUAAAAGGACCACGCUGAAACAAACUUCCUGGUGGAAGCAAGUUACCCAGGAAAGCAGUUUCCCUUUCACCCCAAAAGACACAACCAACAACAAAGACAAGCCAAACACAACCUUAAUUCCACCCUCCAAUAAUAAUAGUGACAUGACAUCUCCAAGUCAGCCUGAUAACAAAAGCAGGGGUAGUCCGGUCAACAACAACAGAGACAACAAUAACACAGCAGAGUCAGUUUGCACAGGUAAUAUGAACCUUUUUAUGAGGGCACAGGGAGGAACUCACCAUCUCGGACAAAGAAAUGCUGGGAAUUCACCUGACUGUGAUUUGCACAGGUCUGUCAAGGACCAGUAUAGCUCAAAUGUAAACAACAGAGAAUACCCAAAGCCGCACAGUGUGCCAGAUGUUUUGUCUAGUUCUAAAAUUAGCAGAGCUACAGCACAAACAACACUGUGUCAACCUAAAGAUCCAGGCAAAUAUGAUUUAACCGAUAGUUCAUAUACAGCAAAUAUGUCUGAGUUACCAUCUGCUUUGCAAAAUCCCAGGAGCUCAGAUACACCCACAGAGAGCAGCAGCAAGUACAAAAAUAAUUAUUUCCCACCCAAACCCAACAACACCCCCAUGCCUCCUCACAGCGUAGACUCACACAGGUUUAUCAGCACACCGCUCUCUCUUGAUAUCACCAGUACUGUCAAUGGUAAAGUUCAUACAUCUCAAAAUGCCUCUGGUCCCCAAACCUCAAAAAUGAAAAGUAGUCCUUCCUACCAUUCUCAGUCUGUUCCUUCUCAGACCAAUAUUCAUACCUCGGCAUAUGCAACCUCCACUGGCUCUUUGUCCCAGAAAACAAAAUUUACCAACAUUUCCUCUGCCACACCUCUUGGAUUUGAAAGAAGUUAUGCUUCCAUUCCUAAACCUUUCCACCCUAAAAGUAUGUCCAGUCUGAUUUCCACAGUCUGUUCUGUCUCCAAAAAAGACUAUAGCGCCACUGCUUCCAACUCUUCUUCCUCUGCCACUGGCAGCCACCCUGUAGCCACCACUGCCUCAAGUUCUUCCCUUCUCAGUCCUGCUGUCACCUCUGCCGUUACCUCUCCUACCUCUGCCACUGUCUCCACUCUCCUAACGCCUCCUGCAACCCCAGUUAUUACCAACUCCACUUCAGAAACUUCAAGCCCUAAAAAAGAGGGGAAAUAUUCCAGCAGCUCAGAGAAAGAGCCAAAGAAACUUGAGAAAAAGAAAGUGAGAAGAGUGACAUGGGAUGACUCAGUGGAUCUGCAACAGUCAGAGUCCAUCGCUGUGGAGAAGCCAGAGUCGUCAGAAGUCCAAGCGACCCCUCAAGCUACAUCUAAGCACAUGCGAAAUGCUCCAUCCAUCUUCUCCUUUCUGAGAUUGAGCAGUUCAACAAGUUCUUCUGUUUGUCCCCCUAAACCCAAGACCUCCAGCACUGAGGUGGAAAAACCAGGAAAGUAUAGAUCCUUAUCAUCUGACUCGGCUGAUUUAGCAUUCAGGGAGUUUGAGCGAAGCAAGCAAAGAGCUGGUGAUACUAUGAUUUUUUACCAGGGAAGACAGGACUUGCCCACACCAAGGCAUGAAAGGACACUAUCAGUGGAAUCUGGCACAGUUCAGUGCCGUACUUCAGCUCCUGUCUCCCUCCCUCCUGACUUUUCAAGUGGCUAUAAGGUUCGUUAUAGCUCUCCUCCUUACUCCACGCUCAUGUCCGCAAGGAUGACACAAGGGGGGACAAAGACGAGAACGACCAGACCAACCCUCUUCUCACAACCCUCCCAGUCAAAUUACACCCCACAUCUCUCUGUAAAUACUGACCCAGUUUCAGUCAUGACCUUAUCCACAUCCAAACCUCCUAUGUCACCUCCCAGACCCUCCCUUUCCCUGUCCUUACCCCUCCAAAAGAAACCUCCCAAACAAGAAAGUCCAAAUGUUGAGGUUUCAGAAGCUGAUCGAGCAAGCAACAAUAACAGCGGAGAUAAAGGCCAAGAGCGAAAGCUGUUACUUGUAGACAACAGAAUUCACAUCAGACCUCCUUCCCUGCAAGGUGAUAAGGCAGACGGCUCCACAUAUGUAACUGAGACACUGGUUUACAGCCUUAAAUCCAAAGUAGAUGCAUCGACAGCCGCAAAAAACACCACACCUAAUGCUUUACAGCAUACCAAUAACACGCCGGUUUCCAUGGAGACCAAAUUUGGUCAACAGUCCCUGACAGGGCAGAGUAAAGGAGCAGCAGGUGAACCAUGUCGUCAUUCAGGUCAGAGCUCCAACAGCAGCAGCUCAACAGAGAGUCAGUCCCGGGAGACAGAAGACUCCAGCAAAAGCAUGAAGGAGACUAUAAUGGGGAAAAGCAGGUUUUUCUCAGUGGACGUUAAUAAUGAACAAAACACAAAGAGAAGCCGAUUUGCACUGAAGAAGAGCGUCAGUACACCAAACUCCAGUUUGACAAGGUCAGAGUCAGACAGGGCCAAGAGUAACAACAAAGUAGACCAAGUCUUUAGCAAACUAAAGCAAAAAUUAAGCACAAGAUGGUCAACCUCACAAGCACCUUCUGUUAGCGGAUCGAGCGAUGUGAGCGAUGUGAGUGUUGAGAGUAGCAAAAUUCCAGAGGAAACAGUGCCAGAGAAAGUAAUGGUGCUGAACGACAAUCAGGAAACAGAGGCUUCGAACAGGUGGACGCAAGAUAGAUACAUUCUGAUACCGUCCUCGGCUGCUGGAAACACAAAAGUUGGAAAUCAGCAUUCCAGCUGGACCGAAAAAUCAUCUCUAGAAACAGACCGUGACAUGCAAAAUGCUUGUGCAGAACAAAUUUCUGAAAAGAAAGGCCCAGUUUAUCUGACGGUCCACGGUCCAACAGUUGACCAGUUAGACCUUGAACAAGACCAAGUAGAUUAUAAAGCAACAAGCCUCUCUUCCAGAGAUCCAAGUCCCAGUAGAAGUCCAGCUUUUCCAGCUUCAUUCAGGAGAUCCACACCUAGCCCCAGGAGUCCAUUCUCUCCCUUCUCCUCUCUUUCACCAAUGUCCCCAUUUUCCUCGUCUGAUGUAACAGACGACAGCGUCUUCUACAGCCCAAAGCUGCACCGCCGCAGAGAAUGCUCCUCUCCGUGCGAGCACGGAGAAGGGAUCAGCUUGGGGGUUCCAAGAAAAAGCCGGGCAUCCGUAGGUCCUCCAUGUGUGAGCCCAGGACAUGACAAGGAAAACUUGGCAUCCUCUUAUGCAGACUUAAAGUAUGGCAUUGAGCCUGGGAAGUCCUUUUCUGUGAGUUCUGUUCUCUCCAGUCGACCCUCUGGACCGGGACGUAUUUCCACAGGAUCCAGAUUCAUGAGUGUGGGUGACCUCUCUCAGUCUGCCUUCUCUUGUGGAGGUAAUAGUGGAGAUUUGGAUCAGUGGUCUGUCAAAUCCGAUUGGAGCACAGUGUAUGACUUUCAGGCUUCUGAGGAUGGUCGAAAAUCAUAUUUCCCAAGUGAUCCUGGUAAAAUGCGAUCAAGAUCUUUGCCUCGAUCGCUUACCAGGUGCUUGGCAAACUGGAGCUCUGGAGACUCUCCUCAACAUGUAAAUGCUACAGCUUCCAAGCCUGCUCACCUCCGGAGUCCAAACAUGAACAUUUGCCAGUUUGUGUGGGAUGCAGAGGCCCCGCCCACUCCUCCUCCAACACCUCCUCUGUCACCAGUGUCCAGGCGCAUGUCCAAAGCACCCAGCCUUUCCUCUCCGACCUUUCCUAGCUCGCCAGGAGUACUACAUCCAGGGGACAGCCAGUCCAGGGGGCAUUUGCCCUCCAGAGGUUAUGUAUCCAGCCUCAGCACCUUUGAUGAGUCAUCAGACAGCAGCUCGGACACAACAACUGAUGACGAAUACUACUUAGAAACAGAUGAUGAGGGAGAAAAAGAGACAGAACUGUAAAAGCAGAACAAGUGCUUUAAAAAUGCAAGUUUCUGAAACAUCCAUGAGGGAGGGGAUAAAGGAGGUGCUGUAAUCUUUUGCUGUGUAAUGACAUCUGCAUCUCUCCUGCUUUUGUUUUUUUGUUUUGUGUUUUUUCACUCUGUUGAGACCUGAGCUCAGUCGGGACACCAGGUAUCCUGCAUGAUUUGGUUUUCGGAAGUGGUUGUUGUGGUCAGGGUAAAAAUAUACACAAUACAAGUAAGCAUGGAUUAUCAGCAUAAGUUUAAAUACGUUUUAAGUAUGUACCAUAUGUUGUAUUUGAAUGCAGACCUGUAAUUCCUGGAUAACAAAUAGACAUUUAUAGUUUGAGUGUCGCAUGGCAUUAGUGAGGUAUAUGCUGUAUCUUUGUAGUUGUUUCAAAGAACAAACUACUCUGUAAGCUUAGGCUUUUUGCACAAGUCUUUAGGUUUGCAUUUCAUCCUAGUAGGUAGCAAUAAGUACUGAGGUAACGUGGAUAAAUGUGCUGUCAUAUGAUAUUCCAUCAUCUCUGUUCUGCUAUGUUUAAGAAAUGAAAUUAGUUUUUGGUAAAUGUUCUAAUCGUAAAGCUGAUAUUUUCUUAGCACUUGUUUUGUUUUGUUUUUCAAAACAGGAAGAGUUUUGGUUUAAAAUGGUUUUUUUUGUACUUAGGGAUGAAAUAUAAUCUUGAUAUGAUUAACAUUUGUUUUCACCCUUAUAAAGUGCUCUAUACGGUGCCUGCUCUUAUUUGCACAGUGAUAAAUUCUUAAUAUAUCUAUUUUAUAAAUAAAUGUAAUAUUUCUAACAAGA